ACCGACUGUUGAAAUAACAUGUUCUGGGCCGCCCCUGGAGGUUGAAUAUAAUCACGCUCCUCGUGUUGCGGACGGGGCAGCGGAAGGGGCCUUUUUCCAGACUGGCCUGGCGAGGUCGUGCAGAUCACUGCGGGUCGCGCAUGGCGGGGAGCGGUGCGCGAAGGUAGCUGACACAGAUGCCGCACAGAUGUCGUUUUGGUGAUGGUCGGUGGGUCGUGCUCAGAUUUCCUACAUGGCACGCCUCGGUUUAGGGAAUGGUCACGAUUUCCCUUUCACGUUUUCGAGUUUCAGGUAUGGCUAUGUUAGCACAUUCCAAGUUUUAGGUAUGGUAGUUUGGUUUAUGGUAAACCCCGAUUAGAGACAUGUGCCCCUUGAAAGGGAAAAAGAAAAGCCAACCUUAGAUGUCUGCCCUUUUCAUGGGACGGACUCAUCGCGGGCCAGGAGGAGCAGUUGCCAUGGCGGCUGCGGCGCGAAGGAGGCGCCGCAGGGCGGACGCCGCGGCGCCGCCGCGCGGGGGCGCCGCCGUGCGCCCGCGGGCGCCGGCCGCGCCCAAGGGAACGGGGCCGCAGAUCGAUGGCAAGCUCGUGAACGAUUCCGUGGGCGAGAUCGCGGCGUCCUUCAACGUCACGGACGAAGACCGCCGCCGCCGGCAGGAGCUCCGGCGCAAGCGCGAGGCGGAGGCGGCCGCCGAAGAGCAGGAGGUGGACGUGAUCAAGGAGCUCGUUGCGGGCGAGGACCCGAACUUCUUCGGAGCGCCCUACAUCUGGAUUCAAGUCGCGCACGUGGUGCUCUUCGGGUAUGCCUUGAUCGUGUGCCUUAUCGGCGAGGCGGGCGAGGAGAACACCUUGUUCGCCCUCGAGGGCGACCAGCUGACGGCGUUCCGAACAGCGGUGACUGUCACGCUCCUCAUCAACGUCGUGAACGCGGCCGUGACGUUCUACGAGGAGCAGUCCUCUGGGGAAGACCGCCUCUACGACGCCGUCGGCUGGGGCCUCAAGGCGCUCCUGCUUGGCGGCGUGGCAUCCUGGCAGCGGAUAGGGCGCAUCAAGAGGGCGGAGGAGAAGGCGCAGCAGGAGGACGAGCAGCGAAAGCAGGGGAAGCUCGGGAAGGUGCCGGCGACCUGAGAGCCCCGCGGCCCAAGCCUAGACAUCCGGCGUCUCGAACCAAACAUCGAGGCGGCCAGUUUGUUCCCAUUGCUGCUCGAUGUGUUGCGUGCUCGCAUAUAGGUGUAUAGAUGUAAUUUUCCCCCAUGACUGCAGCACGAUAACUGAUGUCUGCACAGCAGCGGCCGCUGCAGCGAGCAGCGGGUAUCUGGCGGCAGGCGGGCGGGCGGGCGGGGCCACGCAGCCUGUCGGGCGGACUGGCGAGCGCGGCUUCCGCCGCCGGGCCGGCGGCGGCGGCUUCCAGUGGCCACUCCCCCCUUGACAUGGCUGCCCCUUACGACGGAGCCCCGGGCCGCGCCGAAAA
Prorocentrum cordatum is the source of this 1467-nucleotide messenger RNA. The record is from the annotation of a GenBank genome assembly. Lineage: Eukaryota; Dinophyceae; Prorocentrales; Prorocentraceae.